Amphimedon queenslandica is the source of this 532-nucleotide messenger RNA. RefSeq lists its product as uncharacterized. The record is from RefSeq and is a predicted model, not a curated record. Bases 180 to 500 code for a protein of 106 amino acids. Lineage: Eukaryota; Metazoa; Porifera; Demospongiae; Haplosclerida; Niphatidae. The transcript is spliced from 2 exons.
ACCACACAAUGAGAUUUUAAAUGCAUACAUUAAUACUGUACCAUAAUGUACAUGUAUAUGUAUAGUACACUGUAUGCUCACAUUGAGAAAAGAAACACCAUUAAAUGCAAUGAUCAUUGAUCCACCAAUUAACAGUGUCUCAUUGAUCAUUCCAUUUAAUAUGGUGUUUCUUUUCUACAAUGGAGCCAGUUCAAGAGGUUUAUGAUGACAGAGCAGCUGUGAGUAGAAAACAAGAACUAAUACAAACUGUACUGACUGAUGUGAAGACUCAUGAGGUUACCAUAGAAACAAACCUAGCAGACAUGCUAGAGUCAAGAUACGUGAUAAAAACUGAUGAGUCAGCAAAUAAUAAUAAUAAAGAAACUAAGAGAAUUACAAGAGAAGGAGGGAAACUGUUGAAACAAGAUAAUUUUGAUAGUGUAUGUGAGAGUUCACUGGAGGCUAUUGAUGGACUUGAAAGUAUUCAAAGAAUAACAAGAAGUGGAGGAACAGAAUCAUAACAUUAAUAGUAUAGUCUCUAAUUAGCUAUCAU